AUGACGAAGCGAUUGUUGGACGACACAUAUCUUCAGCGAGAAUUCAAUAGUAUUGAUACAAAAAAAACGGGACGAGUCUCAACCGAUGAUUUCCGACGGUUAGUUUUCGAUACUGAACCUCUUCAAGGUUUUCGGGGUGCAGCUGUCGAUCGUUACCUUCGGCAGCUAAGUGGCAAUACUGGCUACAUUACGUUCAAUCAAUUCCGAGAAUUUAUGCAUGUGGAUACUAGCUCCAUCGAUAAUCCACUCGUUCUUGCUGAAUUAACAGAAGCAUUCAACGAAGUCGAUACGAACAAAGAUGGUUUCAUAUCCCGUGAAGAAGCACAACGCGGAAUUACUAUCGCUGGUGAACGCUUUAAAUACGUUAUCGAUACUGUCGUUGCUGAUCCAAAAGCUGAACGAGAACGGCUGAUCAAAUAUCACUUGUAUGUUCUACGGGAUUUACUCGCUAUUAUUCUAUUGAUUCAAUCGAUUAUUGUCGGCUUGGGAUUUCUUAUGCAAAGUCUAGAUAAGGACAGUCAUCGAAUCGAAAAUCUCUCUCCAACAUUCAUUCGUGGAUUUGCGAUUUAUUAUUUGAGUGCUUUUAUUGUACUGCUUGCGUUAAUUGGUUUUGUAGCGUUGAUUAUCGUAUUUUGCAUGGGCGGUGAGUUAAAUCGACCUAGUUUUGGUACUAACCGAAAUCAUCGACUAGGAAGUAGUUCGGACAGUCCAAACGGAUUCUUUCUUGCAGUGGUAAUUAUGGUUAUCGUUUGUGCGAUUAUUGGAACUGUUGUAGGAAUUGUUUUGAGUGUAAUUAUCUUCAAGAAAAUCUUAAAGCAUCACACUGAACGAUUGUGGUUACGACAGGAAGCGGAGAAAUAUAUCGUUAAAGAUUUUCAAGAACGAAGACAUGAACUGGAACAACAUAGACACGAUGUUUCUACUUAA
Molecule: messenger RNA, 927 nt
Organism: Adineta ricciae
Lineage: Eukaryota; Metazoa; Rotifera; Eurotatoria; Adinetida; Adinetidae
Source: the annotation of a GenBank genome assembly